Messenger RNA from Porites evermanni, 4511 nucleotides. The record is from the annotation of a GenBank genome assembly. NCBI's taxonomy places the organism in Eukaryota, Metazoa, Cnidaria, Anthozoa, Scleractinia, Poritidae.
AUGGGCUUGCUAGGACAAAAAACCAGAUUGAUCGCUUCUCAUCACGAGCAACUAAUGAGAGAAGCUGAUGAUGUUAUUGUGUUACUAAAAGGCGAAAUGUUAGGUAAGGGAAGUUUUGAUGAACUGAAAGCAAAGGGGCUUCUAAAUACCACUGUUGAUCCGUUGUAUAAGAAAGACAAAGAAUCAAGUGAAAGCUUAGCAGAACCUGGUACUGGAGAGAAAGAGAUUUCGGACUUGUGUGAGAGAACCAUGCCCAACGCCAAUGAAUUCAAGGCUCUUCGCGUGUCAAAAGAAGACUGUGCGGACGGACUGGUGUCCACGAAACUUUAUUGGAACUACUUCAGGAGCGGAACUCCUUUGCCCGUGAUCAUUGCAGGAAUUUGUUUCUGUUUUAUUACCCAAGGUAACAGAAGGUUUGAGCGAUCUUGUUUUAAAGCAUUGACAACAACAAAAUCCACCGCAAAACGGUGGAAUUAUUUUCUUAGCCUUCAAAUUUUCGGCAAGCUCGUUCGCAGGGUCCACGCAUAGUCGUUCUCCUUCUCCCUCUCCCCCCACCAUUUAGGGCGAUAGUUCAUUGAGUCUCAUUGUCCUCAUUCCAAGGUAAAACACACACGCACCCUUCACUUACACCAGUGCACUCCCAAAAGUUCAAUAAAGCUCUGUAGAAGACGUUUUAGUGAUGACUAAGUAGUGAUUGAAACUUGAGUUUCUACCACUAACGGAUCGUGUGUAAACGCGAUGCAGUUAAAAUUGCAUAACGGCGAGUGAGGGCAGAUAUAAUUCACUUUUUUUACGACUUUUUUGUAAUUUAAAUCCCCAUCAGAAAUCCGCAUCUACAAGGUUUUAGUUUAAUUUCUGAUUUCACUUUACACUUGAAGAAUGCACUUACUUUCAACCGUGCUAGGUACUGUUACAAAAUAUAUACCACUUUUUUUAGCAAUGUUAGUGUCCCCCGACGUUUGGCUGUCGUUGAUGGUAAGGAAACGACCAGAAUAUCAACGAGACAAACGGAACUUGACGAUCUAUGGAGGUCUUGUCGGUGCAGCUUUCAUACUACUUGUCAUCCGAGCGUUUGGAUUCUACUUGGUAUCCUUAAGGAGUUCCGAGCGUCUCCAUGACAAAAUGGUUGUUGCGGUUCUACAUGCACCGGUCUUCUUCUUUGAUUCAAACCCCGUGGGAAGAAUUUUGAAUCGGUUCUCCAGAGAUAUUGGAUGCAUGGAUGAAGUAUUGCCUAAAACGUUUCUGCAAUCAGUCCAGCUGUUCCCGCUCUUGUUCACGUCCAUUCUUCUACCAACUAUCACCAACCCUUGGGUUCUGUUUGCUGUUGUGCCAAUAGCUGUGUCGGCAGGACUUUUUUCAAGGUAUUACUUAAAGACAUCUAGAGAGCUUCAAAGGCUGGAGUCUAUCUGCCGCAGUCCUGUCUAUUCGCAUAUUUCGGAAACCUUGGAUGGACUCGACACAAUAAGGACACGAAAAAGAGAGAAAGAUUUUGUUUCUCGCUUUCAGAGGUAUUUAUACCUUCACAGAGUAUCUCCUUUUAUGUUAACCCACCCUCGGACGUACACGGAAAUUCAUACCCCCACCGUGGUACAAGGUGGGAGGAGGGGUGGAUGGAACCCUCCUGGAGUUUUUGAUAUGUUGCAGUAUUUUGAAACGAUUUUACCUUUAGCAAAGCCUUUGAUCCUCUAAACAAGAUGAGAUAUAUUUUAUAGGUGGCAGCGCUGCUGGAGGCCUGUGACGUCACCAACAAUGGUUGCCAUCUUUGAUUUUACCAAGAAUUAAAAAUCAUAUUAAAACCGUGCUUUACAUAAAAACUAGCACAUAAAUAAGGCAGCACUUUGCAUGAUUUACUUUUCUUGUUUAAAGAAGUUGAAAAAACAUGCAUUUUCACCCAAAAUUGGCUUGACCACCUGCAACUUAUGACGUCAUAUCUCGUAACCAUAACAACUGACCAUCUCUAAACUUGUCUCAAAAUCUCCGAGAGGGAUGAACGAAUAGGUACUGAAAACGUCAGGUGCUGAUGUUUUAUCCUCCAGGAAAAAAACUCAGAAAAACCUUAUGGGGGUGGGGUGGCAUCCGACCCCCCCCCCCCUUUGGACGUCCGAGGGGUACCCAGAAUUCCGGAUUCCACAUUAUUCUUGGAGCGAUGAAUGACAUCUAUGAAUCUGUCAGUGAUAAAUACAGACCGUUUUGCAUUUGGUGUAGAAAGUUCGUCUAUGUUUUCAAUGAAAGGACAAAUUUUGCAUGGUGCGAGCAUGUUGGAAAGUUCUGGUUGAUCGUUCGAUUCAGUAGACGACGUGCUUAAUCUUGAAAAGUUAUCUAUGUUUUCGCCUAAUUUUGAAAUCUUUUCGAAGCCAUUGAAAGCUAGGAAGCCGUUAAUUGCUUUGAGAAUGCGUGGGUGAUGGUUACAAAUGAAAGGAAGUCUACCGUGUAACGUUUGUAGUGCAGAAUGCCCGGCGAUCAAUCUGUCGUGCACAUUAAUGACCUUUGUUGACUUUGGGCGCAGCUAUGAAUUUACAGAGGAACGCGUUGUCCUUAAAAUAAACCAAAACCUGUGGCCGAGAUCGUUUCUGCAAGGGUGCCUGUAUUAAUUUCAGUCAGUCAUGUUUCUUAUUAGCAUGUUUUUAGCGAAGCUUUUGGUCCAAAUCGUUUUUACAAAACCCAGAAACCUUUGAGUGUGGCAUAAAGUUACAAAAAAUGUACCCCUUCCUCCCACACCCCCUCCACACUUAACACCCAAAACCGAACGAUGUUGUAGGUAAACGCUUCUGAGGUGCAAUUAAUCAUUAGUUCUUGGCUGUAGGUGUCAAGAUGUACAUACAAAAUCGUUUAUCCUGUUACUUGCCGGCGGCCGAUGGCUUGGUGUACGGUUGGACAUUCUUUCCGCUCUGUUGACUGGUAUAGUGGCCCUUGCCGCAGUUUUUGUUUCCGAAGAUCCAGGUAGGUACCUUUAUAAACUAGAUGACGAUGAGUAUGAUAAAAAAGUAUGAAAAUCAAGACGAAGGGUGUUUGAGGCCGAAAACUCUCUCAGAGAAGUGAACGAGAAGUGUCCCUUGCAUGUUAUCAGUUUUCUUUAUUACUUAACAGUAACGGAUCCAGAGCUUGAGAUAAGAGGGGGCGGGGUGGGGCUGGUCUCCAAAAAAAUUUUUUUCGGCCCUUCGGGCCUCACUUUGGUCUAGAAAUAGGGGAGGGGGGUCCCCUGGGCCCCUCCCCUGGGCCCCUCCCCUGGGUCCGCCACUGCUUAAGCAAUCGUCUACCCCACCUUUCUGGUCUUGUGUAAGUAAAUACUUGAACAGGAAAAAUCUACAGGGAGAUUUACGUUUGCUUGGGAAAAUCGUCCCAUACUAGGUGAUCCAAGACAGUCUUGGAUACUGGUUUCCACGCUGUGGAUUAAUGGAUGGCGGAUCCUUUGUAAGUGGAACUUGGAUUCCCGAUUUCAAUCGUUAGCGAGAUUCCGGAUUCCUUGAGCUCAACAACGGAUUGCAAAACCCAAAAUUCCGGAUCCCACAAGAAACAUUUCCCGGAUUCUGGAACCCGGUUUAUCUUGCUUGUGUCUAGAAAAGAGGUUUGAAUUCAAGUUUUGUCUUAAUUGAAAAAUUUCUCGUUUACUUCUUGCAGCUUUUGUUGGACUGUCUCUUGUUUAUGUUGUCCAGACCGUGAAUUUGACACAAUUUGCUGUCCGUAAAUUAACAGAGGUUGAAAAUUUAAUGACUGCAGUAGAACGAGUUAUCGAUUACACCAAGCUUGACUCUGAACCUGGUUACGAUGUGAAACGACGUCCCCCGGAAAAGUGGCCAGACAAAGGAAGUAUCAAUUUUCAAGACAUAUCAUUGGCGUAUUAUCCAGGGGGUCCUCAAGUUCUAAGGAAUAUUUCUUUAAGCAUCAAAGCAGGAGCUAAGAUUGGAGUUGUGGGUCGCACGGGGUCAGGGAAAUCUUCGUUGGUGGCUGCACUAACGCGCAUGCCUGAAGCUGAAGGAGACAUUUUGAUUGAUGAUGUUGUGUUGAGAAGUAUCAAUCUACGAGGGUCUCGACAGGCAAUAACCGUUCUUGGGCAAAAUCCCGUUCUGUUCAGUGGAUCAGUGAGAAAAAAUCUUGACAUAGUGGAACAGUUUCAAGACGCUGAUCUUUGGCGUGCUUUAGAACAAGUCCAAAUGAAAAAUCUUGUAGAGAAUUUAGAGGGGCAGUUGGAUUACGAAUUACUGGAGCAAGGUGCAAAUUUAAGUGUAGGAGAAAGGCAGCUUAUCUGCUUGGCUCGUGUUCUCUUGCUGAACAAGAAAAUCGUCAUUUUGGAUGAACCCACCGCUCAUGUUGAUCCAGACACAGAGCAAACGAUUUGGAACGUGGUGCAUGAAAAGCUAAAGCACUCCACUGUUAUAACAAUAGCUCAUCGGUUAAAUACCGUAAGCGACUGUGACAAAAUUUUAGUUUUAGACAAUGGUAAAGUUGAUGGAUUUGAUAACUUCAAUGUUUUACUUAAUAGGAGAGAAAGUAAGUUAAAUGAAAUGGCUUAA